AUGGUGUUCCUUGGCCGUAUUAUAUCCUCAAAAGGAUUGGAGUGGAUUUACAAAAAAAUUGAGGUGAUUGAGAAUUGGGAACAUCCUAGAACUAUUUUUGAAGUUCAGAGUUUUUUAGGCUUGGCAGACUACUAUAGCCAUCUAAUUGAUGGAUUUUCCACGCUAGCCCUCCCUUUGACAAGACUUUCAAAGAAGGCAACAAAGUCUGAGUGGUCGCAUGAUUGCGAGAAAAAUUUCCACGAGUUGAAAUGUAGGCUUAUUACUGCACCCAUCCUCGUAUUACCUGCACCCGGAAAAGACUAUGAAGUCGUUUGUGAUGCGUCCCACCAAGGCUUACGAUGUGUUUCGAUGCAAUAA
Molecule: messenger RNA, 357 nt
Organism: Cucumis melo (muskmelon)
Lineage: Eukaryota; Viridiplantae; Streptophyta; Magnoliopsida; Cucurbitales; Cucurbitaceae
Exons: 1
Coding region: 1-357 (118 amino acids)
Source: RefSeq, a predicted model, not a curated record